This is a messenger RNA of Sciurus carolinensis (gray squirrel), 942 nucleotides long. RefSeq names its product olfactory receptor 1D2-like. NCBI's taxonomy places the organism in Eukaryota, Metazoa, Chordata, Mammalia, Rodentia, Sciuridae. Gene Ontology annotation, cellular component: membrane. Gene Ontology annotation, biological process: G protein-coupled receptor signaling pathway. Gene Ontology annotation, molecular function: olfactory receptor activity; G protein-coupled receptor activity. The coding region runs from base 1 to 942 and encodes 313 amino acids. The record is from RefSeq and is a predicted model, not a curated record. The transcript has a single exon.
AUGUUCAGAAGGAUGGAGAACGAGACAGGAUUCAGUGAGUUCCUCCUGCUUGGCAUCACCAGCGACCUAGGGCAGCAACAAGUCCUCUUCUGGCUCUUCCUGUGUAUGUACCUGGUCACUGUGGCUGGGAACACACUCAUCAUCCUGGUCAUCCGCUCUGAACCACACCUGCACACUCCUAUGUACUUCUUCCUCACCAAUCUCUCUUUCGUUGAUAUCUGCUUCACCACCAAUCUGAUCCCUAAGCUCCUGGUCAACCAUGUGGCAGGAACACGGACCAUCUCUUACCCCUACUGUCUGACUCAGAUGUACUUCCUCAUCUCCUUUGCCAAUGUGGACACCUUUCUGCUGGCUGCCAUGGCACUGGACCGUUACGUUGCCAUCUGCAACCCCCUGCAGUAUUACACCAUCAUUACCCCCCAGCUCUGUGGUAGUCUGGCAGUUCUUGUGUGGGUCUGUUCUGGCUUCAUCUCCCUGGUCCACACGCUCCUCAUGAGUAGACUGACCUUCUGCUCCUCUACCCGGAAGAUCUCACACUUCUACUGUGAUGCUUACCUGCUCAUGAAGAUUGCCUGCUCAGACACACGUGUCAAUCAGCAUGUGUUCCUGGGAGCCAUAGUCCUGUUCAUGGCACCCUUUAUGCUCAUCAUGGUCUCUUACAUCCGCAUAGCCAUCGCUGUCCUCCAGAUUCCAUCUGCCAAAGGGAAGCGCAAGGCAUUUUCCACAUGUGGCUCCCACUUGUCUGUGGUCACUCUGUUCUACGGGACCGUCCUGGGAGUCUACGUACGACCCCCAGACUCAUUCUCAGCCCAGGACACGGUGGCAACCAUCAUGUACACUGUGGUGACUCCCAUGUUGAACCCCUUCAUCUAUAGCCUGAGGAACAAGGAUAUGAAGGAGGCUGUGAGAAAACUCCUCAUCAGGGAUUCAAAAUCCUCUUAG